UUCAGCCCCCCCGGUGCGAAAAGGCCACACGAUGCACCGAAGGAAAAAAGAAAGAAAGAAAGAAAGCUGGCGAUCGAUAUGGUAGAUAUCCCAAAAGCCAUACAUGUUGCGCAGUGCGCAGGUCGACACAAGAGUUUAAAAGGCCACGCAUUCCCCCUUUGACUGGUUGAAAGGGGAAAACAAGAACAACAACACGAUCUUGCAAGCGUGCGAGAAGCUAGAGGACCAAGAACAAGCACUCCUCCUCCUCCUCCUCCUCGAUCCUCCUCCAAGAAGACGGCCGAUCCAUCGAUCGAGCUAGCGGCAGGUGCAGAGAUCAUGUGGGAAGGGGCUGGCGCCGUCCAUGGCAGCCACGAGGCGCUCCUGCUCCAGGCCACCGGCGGAGAUCGAUCCAUCGACCACGGCCAGUACUCCUCGGGCCUCCUGCCGUGGCAGCUCGGCCCGUCCUCCGCCGGGCCGUCCUACAUGAUCCCGUCUGCGCCCUUCGGCGUACCGGAGUCCGGUGGGUCUUUUGGUGAUGGAUUCGCUGAUGGCGGCGGCCUGCAGCUUCAGGGGCAGGGGCAGCAUCAGUACGGGGGGCUGUUCGGGCUGGAGCCGCCUACGGAGCUGCACGGGCCGUCGUCGUCGAGGAUGAUGGUGUCCGGGCUGCUGGGGAGCCUGCAGGCGGAGCUGGGCCGGAUGACGGCCAAGGAGAUCAUGGACGCCAAGGCGCUGGCGGCGUCCCGCAGCCACAGCGAGGCCGAGCGGCGACGCCGGCAGCGCAUCAACAGCCACCUCGCUAGGCUCCGGAGCCUCCUCCCCAACACCACCAAGACGGACAAGGCGUCGCUGCUGGCGGAGGUGAUCGAGCACGUGAAGGAGCUCAAGCGCCAGACGUCGGCGAUCAUGGCCGUCUCAUCGGCCUCAGGGGAGGAUCACGCGGCGGCCCCGGCGGUGCAGCGGCAGCUGCUGCUGCCGACCGAGGCGGACGAGCUGGAGGUGGACGCGGCGGCGGGCGAGGACGGGCGGCUCGUGGUGCGGGCGUCGCUGUGCUGCGAGGACCGGCCGGGGCUCAUCCCGGACGUGGCGCGCGCCCUGGCCGCGCUCCGCCUGCGCGCGCGCCGCGCCGAGAUCGCCACGCUCGGCGGCCGCGUCCGCAACGUGCUCCUCAUCACCGCCGCCGACGAAGAUGAAGAAGAAGAAGGAGACGGUGGGCGCGAGGAAGAAGACGAGGACGAGCGCGCUGGCGCUGCAGGCUCGCACCGGAGGAGGCACGAGCUGGUGGCGUCCAUCCAAGAGGCGCUGCGCGGCGUCAUGGACCGAAAGGGCGCCGGGGCGAGCAGCGACACCAAUACUACGUCCUCGUCCGGCGGCGGGGGCGGCGGUGGGAGCAGCAUCAAGAGGCAGCGCGUGAACGGCGCACGGGAGCAAGGUUCAUUCUAGUACGUGUCCGGCCGGAUCCCCGGUAACGCACUUGCUAGCUACAACUCCAUAUAUAUGCAUGCCUAGCUAGCUAGCUAGCAUGAAAUAUGCAUCGUCCAUGUAGCUAGCUUAUGCAUGCAAAGUCGUUGCAAAAUCAAAUUAGUAUAGUUAAAAAGUUAUAGCUCACUCUUCGAGAUUUAGGAGUUCGAUCGGCUCUUCUCUUUUUUUCUUCUUUGUUUUUUGGUGUGUGCAUGCGGGAAACAAAAUGAAGGAUAAAUCUUAAUUUGGAUAUGUGUCGUCGUCGGACCAAGGUAGAGGGAGAUCAGUUUUAUAUAUGUAUCCCCUAUAUAUAUGUCUGUGUGCAUGUUACUUGCAUAUGUAUUGGGCAGAGGGCUGGGGUCAAUAUAUAAUUUGAGCUGUUUACUCUUAAUCUUUCACAGUACAACGGGGGAUGUGGGUGUAUACACGUGCAUGUAAUCUCUGGGGGUAUAAUGGAAGAAGGAAAUGGUGGGGUUGCUUAA
Molecule: messenger RNA, 1922 nt
Organism: Brachypodium distachyon (stiff brome)
Lineage: Eukaryota; Viridiplantae; Streptophyta; Magnoliopsida; Poales; Poaceae
Product: transcription factor AIG1
Exons: 2
Coding region: 319-1422 (367 amino acids)
Biological process (GO): regulation of DNA-templated transcription
Molecular function (GO): DNA-binding transcription factor activity; protein dimerization activity
Source: RefSeq, a predicted model, not a curated record